AUGCCUCCCUCAAAGAAUGCGCCUGCCAAGAAGCAACGCAUAACGUUGGCUCAAUUGUCAGCAUAUGAUGACAUUCUCACCGAUGCCCUGGUUGACCAUGUCUUUUACUGGACAACGGUUCCCAAGAAUCGCACAUCUUACCACCCUUCCCGAGGUGUACGAGAAGAGGAGAUUACCAAAGUCCUUCAGGAGGAAGUUGUUAUCAACAAGGACCUCGAUGCUGCCGAGAAGCGACUACUGAAGACGGACGGACUCAAGAGGUUUUACAAUGGCUUGAGAACAGACAAGGAGAAGGAGGAUUUCAGACGACACUUGAGGCGAUACGUGCAAAUCUACAUGCCCGAUUGCCCAUGGGAGGUCAGCUCGACGAACCGAUACACGAUUGUCUCCCACGAGGCUGCGGUGCAUGCCAGACGGUACAUCAAGCGCAACGAAUCCAUCAAGUACCUCUCAGGCGUCCAGGUCAUCAUCACUCCGGAAGAGGAGAAAGCAAUUUCGAGCCAGAAGAAGGAUUUCAGCAUUGUCGUCAGCUCACGCAGCAAGUGCACCAGCCUCUUCAUGGGACCCGCACGAUUUGCGAACCACGAUUGCGAUGCAAACGCCAAACUUAUGAGGACAAGCCAUGCAGGAAUCGAGAUUAUCGCAACACGAGCGAUUGGACCAGGAGAGGAGAUCACAGUCACUUACGGUGAUAAUUACUUUGGCGACAACAACUGCGAGUGUCUUUGCAAGACCUGCGAGGAUCUGCUGCGGAAUGCGUGGGAGCCUGAGGAGGGGUCAGUGGCGGUGAAGAAGAGCAUCGAGCAGGAAAAGUCGGAUGGAUAUUCGCUGCGACGACGACGAAGAGACGACAGCAUCUCUGGCUCAUCACGAACUCCUUCGGUUACUCCCGACAUGCGGCCACGAGUUCCCAAAGCCACGAGACACUCUCUCCUCGGCCACGCUCGAGAUUCUUCAGCUGCUCGAUCUCCUCCUGCGGAGACUAACAGCCGCAAGCGACCGCUUGAUGCCCUUGCGACACCACCCAAGACGCCCGCGAAGCGUCAAAAGCGUUCAGCUGAGCCAGUUUCCAGGGAAGAUUCAUCCUCGCGCAGUAGCUCUGUGACGGCUAGUGAAUCGUCAGGAAGCGGCGUGGUGGAGACGGAUGUCACUUCGCCUGAGAAGGAGACUCCAGAGCCCAUGGUCAAGACGCCAGUCAUGAAGGAAGCGAUCCCUAUGGCGAUUGAUCAGGGUAGAACUCAAGCAGUCCCCCAGGUUGCACCAGUUUCCCCCCAGAGCACUGAGGGAUCCCGGUCACCUCAGACAAAGACAGAAGCCUCCACAGCAGGGCCGAACGGUCGAAACGGCUUGGAGAGCAUGUCUAUCCGAGCUAUUCUCAACGCUCCGUUGGAGUCUGAGAUGGAACCACAGCCUGAGCCCGAAAAGGCUCUUGAGGCUGUACCCGAGCCCGAGACAGUACCUAUCGCAACCAGCAUCGAGACUGUCGAGGAGGGUCAGGCCGCUGACGAGGAUGAACAACCGAAGCGCCGCAAAUACCAACGUCGCACCUUUGUCAAACAACCCACGCCGCCAUCUCGGGUGCGAACCCCCGGUGAUUAUCUCCUGACUCCACUACUCUUGUCGGAGCCUGAGAUGGCAUGGAUCCAGUGCACUAUCUGCGAUGGAUACUUUGUACAACAGAACGCAUACUUUACACGAUCGUCUUGCCCACGCUGCGAACGACACUCGAAGCUCUACGGAUACAUCUGGCCCAAGACGGAUAAGGCAGGACCGCACGACAAGGAAGAGAGAGUCCUAGAUCAUCGAACGAUCCAUCGUUUCCUAGAUGCGGAUGAUGAGCGACGGGUGAGAGGACGCAAG
Molecule: messenger RNA, 1860 nt
Organism: Fusarium vanettenii 77-13-4
Lineage: Eukaryota; Fungi; Ascomycota; Sordariomycetes; Hypocreales; Nectriaceae
Exons: 2
Cellular component (GO): nucleus
Molecular function (GO): histone H4K20 methyltransferase activity; protein binding
Source: RefSeq, a predicted model, not a curated record